AUGCCACAAACAGCAAAUUAUCUGGCCUUUGAUGUUAUUGCUAGCUUCGCCUUUGGUGAGCACUUUGGCUUCAUUGAGAAAGGUGAAGACGAAUAUGGCCUCAUCAAGAUCAUCGACACCCGCGGCGAAUUUAUGAACGCCCUUGGAUCCCUUUCGCCUUUCCUGAGAUUUGUGAUGAGGUACAAUCCCUUUGAUUCAUUCUGGAAAAAUGGAUUCCGGGCAUCAGCAGGCCUUGCAAAGAUUGGAAAGGAAGCAUUCGAGAAGCGAAAAUCCUCAGAUGAUAAUAGCCGAAAAGACUUACUAAGCUUCCUCUUCAAUGCGAAAGAUCCGGAUUCAAAGCAACCAAUCCCAGAAGAAGAAAUCAUUGCCGAGUCGAUCAGCUUUAUCGUUGGCGGAAGCGAUACAACGAGUAGCACCAUGACCAACUUUAUUGACUUUCUGGCUCGUGAUGAGGACUUGCAACGACGGAUCCAACAAGAGAUCGACAUGAUAUUCCCAGGCGAGCCUUCCGAUGACUGGGUGCCAAGUGAGAAGAAGUUGAACAACCUGUCUUUAUUGCUUGCAACUUUGAGGGAAGUCAUGCGCCUUCGACCAACCAGUGCUACUGGAUUAGAACGAGUGACGCCACAAGGUGGAAAGACCAUAGCUGGACAGUUCAUACCAGCAGAGUGUCCCAACCUUGGGCAUCAUGAUGGAUCCGCGGAUCUUCGAAUCACCUGA
Molecule: messenger RNA, 720 nt
Organism: Fusarium musae
Lineage: Eukaryota; Fungi; Ascomycota; Sordariomycetes; Hypocreales; Nectriaceae
Exons: 2
Coding region: 1-720 (239 amino acids)
Molecular function (GO): iron ion binding; heme binding; oxidoreductase activity, acting on paired donors, with incorporation or reduction of molecular oxygen
Source: RefSeq, a predicted model, not a curated record